AUGGCAUCACGACAGGACGCAACGCUAAAGGCGAUUCUGCGCUGCUUUAUUGUGAUGUGUUUAUGUGGUAAAGUACUCAGUCAGAUUCGCUAUUCUAUUGCAGAAGAAUCUAUACAAGGAUCUGUUGUAGGGAAUAUUGCCAAAGAUCUCGGCUUGGAUGUAAAUAAGCUUAAAGAGCGACGAUUUCGGAUUGUUUCCGGAUCAAAGGAUGGCUUCUUACAGAUAAACCAGGACAAUGGAGCGCUUUUUGUGAGUGGGAACAUCGACAGGGAGGAGCUUUGUGAGAAAAGCAACGUGUGCACAGUGAGCCUUAAAACCGUGGCCGAAAAUCCUUUGGAAAUCCAUUAUAUCGAGGUAGAAAUUGCAGAUAUUAACGACAAUUCUCCUGUUUUUCCUGUGCGUGAAAAGCAUUUAGAGAUCUCAGAAAAUGCCGUGCCCCAGAGCACACGCCUCCCACUAGACGCUGCGCGUGAUGCAGACGCUGGUGUAAAUUCUCUGAAUAAGUACAUCCUUAGUCCGAAUAACCACUUUGAUUUAGAUGUUAAAACUCGUGGAGAAGACAAAAUUCCUUUUCUGAUUUUGAAAAAGCAGCUUGAUAGAGAACAGAAACCCCAGAUAAAUCUAACUUUGACAGCAUAUGAUGGAGGAAAGCCAGAAAGAUCCGGUUCAGUUAACAUUACUAUAGCUGUUGUUGAUAUUAACGAUAACGCUCCGGUUUUUGAUCGUCAGGUGUACAGUGUAACAUUAGAGGAAAAUAUCGAGUUUGGUUCCUCGGUAGUAAAACUGCAUGCCACAGAUUUAGAUUUAGGUGCCAACGGACAAGUUGUUUAUUCUUUUGACAAAAGUCUCACGAGCAAAGCUUUGGAUAAAUUUGAAAUAAAUUCUAAUACAGGAGAGAUUACUGUAAAAGGGUCAAUAGAUUUUGAAGAACAGCGUGUGUAUGAAAUAGACAUACAAGCUUCUGAUAAAGGACCAGUACCUUUAACAGGUCACUGCAGUAUCAUAAUUAAUAUAAAGGAUGUGAAUGAUAAUGCACCCGAGAUUGAUGUGACCUCACUCUCCACUGAGAUAAUGGAGGAUGUGAAUCCAGGGACAGCUAUAUCUCUGAUCAGUGUAUCUGAUAAAGAUUCAGGUGAGAAUGGUAAGGUAAUAUGUAGCCUUAUAAAUGACAUCUCGUUUGAAUUGAAACCCUCCUUCCAGAUGAACAUGUACUCCCUGGUCACUAAAGGCAUGUUAGACAGAGAGACUGUUUCUACAUACAAAAUAACCAUGAUGUGUAGGGAUCGAGGGGAACCAUCUUUAUCCUCACAAAAGUCAAUACAAGUUAAUAUUGCAGAUGUCAAUGACAACAGUCCAGUAUUUACUCAAAAUCCUUUAAAUUUUUAUAUCAGUGAAAACAACAUCCCAGGCACGUCUAUAUUUUCCAUUAGUGCUUUUGACAUAGACCAGAAUGAAAAUGCACACAUAUCGUACCACAUUCUGAAGGCAGAAAGCCAUCAACCAAACAUUGUCUCUUCCCUAAAUAUAAAUUCAGAGGAUGGGAUCGCUCAUGUUUAUGCACUUAAACGCUUUGACUUUGAAACUAUAAAAACAUUUCAGUUCCAUAUUGUUGCCUCAGAUUCUGGAACUCCAUCUCUAAGCAGCAAUGUCACAGUGAACGUGUUUAUUCUGGAUCAGAACGAUAAUGUUCCAGUGAUCUUAUACCCAGUCAGCGCUAACGGUUCUGCUGAAGGUGUGGAGGAGAUUCCCCGCAAUGCCAACGGAGGACAUUUGGUGACUAAAGUGAGAGCCUAUGAUGCGGAUAUAGGAUACAACGGCUGGUUAUUAUUUUCACUGCAGGAAGUGAGUGACCACAGUCUCUUUGGUUUGGACCGCUAUACAGGACAGAUAAGGACCCUUCGCUCAUUCACAGAAACAGAUGAGGCUGAACAUAAACUGGUCAUACUGGUCAAAGACAAUGGGAACAUUUCACUUUCAGCAUCAGCGACUGUGAUCAUUAAACUUGUGGAGCCCAAAGAGGCUUUUGCUGUGUCUGAUGUUAAAAACACAGUGAAGGAAGAGGAAGAAAAUAAUGUUACUUUUUAUUUGAUCAUUACAUUGUGUUCGGUUUCAUUUCUUUUCAUCGUCAGUAUCAUUGUGCUGAUUGUAAUGCAGUGCUCCAAAUCUACAGACUAUUCCUCCAAGUACUUACAAGACACCAAUUAUGAUGGCACACUGUGUAACAGCAUCCAGUACAGAUCCGGAGAUAAACGCUACAUGUUAGUUGGACCUAGAAUGAGUAUCGGAUCUACUAUAGUUUCUGGCAGUAAUGGGAAUACACUAGUAAUUCCAGAUCGCAGAAGAAGAACCUCUGGUGAGGUAAGAAAAUCAGUUAGAUUGUGUUAA
Messenger RNA from Neoarius graeffei (lesser salmon catfish), 2385 nucleotides. RefSeq names its product protocadherin alpha-4-like. Lineage: Eukaryota; Metazoa; Chordata; Actinopteri; Siluriformes; Ariidae. Bases 1 to 2385 code for a protein of 794 amino acids. Gene Ontology annotation, cellular component: plasma membrane. Gene Ontology annotation, biological process: homophilic cell-cell adhesion. The record is from RefSeq and is a predicted model, not a curated record. Gene Ontology annotation, molecular function: calcium ion binding. The transcript has a single exon.